AUGGCCUUGUCGUCGACCGCCGCCGCCGACUAUGCUCUCCCGGUUGUGGUCUUGAUAAUCGGGGCUGCUAGUCUUGUCUACUUGUUCGCUCGAAACAUGUUUGCCCACGACGGUCGUGAGCCGCCGGCGGCGCCCCAGGCAAUCCCCGUCAUCGGCCACAUUGUCGGCAUGGCGCGGACCUCAUUCAACUACUAUGUCGAGCUCAGCCGGCAGAUGCGUGGCGCACCAAUAUUCACCGUGCCGCUACCGGGCCAGAAGAUGUACGUCGUGACAUCGCCCGAGCUGGUGCAGGCGGUCCAGAAGCAGCACCGCGUGCUGGCCUUCCCGCCCAUCGAGGCCAAGUUCGCCGCCAAAAUCUGUGGUACAAGUCCCGAGGCGCAGGCUCUAAUGCAGAUCAACGUCAACGGCGACUACGGCGACCAUGGUCUCACGACGCAGUCGUACACGGCUAUGCGCGCUGCCCUCAAGCCCGGGGACCAACUCGACGACAUGAACCGCGUCAUGAUCAGCGAGAUUGCAAAGUUGCUCGAGAUUUUGCAGUCCACAUCCAACACGCAGUCUCGCCAGCUCGGGCUCUACGCCUGGCUCCGCGAUGCCAUCACGACAGCCACCACGCGGUCAGUCUACGGGCCCCUGAACCCGUACGACGACCCCGCUGUCGCCGAAGCCUUCUGGGACUUCGAAAAGGGCUUGAUGACGAUACUGGUUGGCAUUCUACCGUCCAUCACCUGCCGCAAGCCCGUGGCAGCACGGAACAAGGUGGCCAAAGCUUUUGAGGCAUACUACUUGGCUGGCGGUGUGGAGAAAGGCUCCGCACUGGCCCGGAACCGCUAUCAAGUCUCCGCAGAUCACGGCGUGCCGCUCGAGGACAUUGCCCGCUUUGAGGUAGGCGGGUCCAUGGCCAUCUUGCUGAACACGACGCCGGCGGCCCUGUGGACGCUGCUUUUGCUGCACUCUUAUGACGAUGGAAGUCUGUUGGAGGAUAUCCGGGCCGAGAUUGACGCGUGCACCGAGACCAGCACCGCAGACGACUACGGACAGACCACGGUCAAAGCGCUCGACAUUGCCACCCUCAAAGACAGCUGUCCGCUGCUGCUGUCGGCAUACCAAGAGGUGCUGCGGUACCGCACCAUGGGCACGUCGGUGCGUGAGGUCAUGGAGGACACGCACCUCGGGGCGUGGCUGCUGAAGAAGGGCGCGAUGCUGCAGAUGCCGAGCCGCGUCAUGCAUCAGGACUCGAGCCUAUGGGGUGUCAACGUCGACGAAUUCUACCCCCGGCGCUUCCUGGUCGACGAGAAGCAGCACCGCCCGCGCGGCGACGUGUGCUUCCGCGCCUUUGGCGGCGGCAAGACGCUGUGCCCCGGCAGGCACUUUGCCACCAACGAGAUCCUCGCCCUCGUGGCCGUCUUUAUCGCGAGGUUCGACAUGAAGCCCGUUGGGGAUAAUGGCUGGAAGCUCCCCACGACGACAAACACCAAUGUGGCGUCGGUCAUCAUGGAGCCCGACUACGACGUCCAGGUCGACGUCCGGACACGUCCGGGCAUGGAGGGCGUCAGGUGGGAUAUCGGACUCCGCAAAUCAGACAAGAUCUUUGCCAUGGUUACUGAGGACAACGCCGAGCUAGGGGGCUGA
Lasiosphaeria miniovina is the source of this 1632-nucleotide messenger RNA. RefSeq names its product putative cytochrome P450. Bases 1 to 1632 code for a protein of 543 amino acids. NCBI's taxonomy places the organism in Eukaryota, Fungi, Ascomycota, Sordariomycetes, Sordariales, Lasiosphaeriaceae. The record is from RefSeq and is a predicted model, not a curated record. Gene Ontology annotation, molecular function: monooxygenase activity; oxidoreductase activity, acting on paired donors, with incorporation or reduction of molecular oxygen; heme binding. The transcript is spliced from 2 exons.